AAUGAACGAUUUCUCUACUCGUACUGCAUCAAGUAGCCCCAGAACCCACCUGAGGUGACCCAAUUCAUAAAAAUCCUUCCUAUCAUAUUGUCAUACCACAGCAGGGUAGAACUUGAUCGCUCUCAUCCUGCCAUCUGCAUUGGAACAAAACCGCCGGCUCCACGCCUAACUUUCUUUGCGGUCCACACAAAAGCCGUCCUCUCGGACACUCGUUCACUGGCGAACACAAUGGCUGCACCCAGAUCAAUUACACGCAUUAUUAAGUCACUCCAGUAUAACCCCCCCCCCCAGUCCUCCGCAAUCCUUAUGGAAGCUAACGGGAAGAAGAAGCACAAGUAGGAACGCCUGCAGCGAUCACCACCGCCGGUGCAGAGCCUCAUGGCUUCCUGCAGUGGUGCUUGCUAAACGGUAUAGCAGUAAUGUAUAAACCUACUACUUAUUAUUAUUAUUAUUGCCAUGGCUUCUACCGUUCUCCGAUCACCUCCCGCUAAAAUACCCAGGCAGCAGCAGCAAUCGUCGCCGCCGCCGCCGCAUCCCCAUCCACCGAGCAAACAACCACCACCUCCUCGUCCGCCACUAGUAGCAGUGUCAUUGGCAAACAAGUGCAGACGACCUCGGACCUCCCGCUCAAAACAUAUAACGUUACGAAGGCAGAUGCGAGGCCGAAAUUGAGCGAGCAUCAUAAAAUCACGUUCGACGAGAAGAAGACUCUGGUGCCCUGGGAGGAGGGGAAGACUUCGCAUUUGUAAGGUCAUCUUUUUUGGAGGGAGGGUUUCGGGGAUGUUGCAUUGAACAUGUGAUUGAGGGAUAGCUAAUUUUGGAGGUUAUUAGCCAACAUGUUUGGAUGAGGGAUCAUUGUCAGUGUAGCGAAUGUUUUCAUCCAGAGACUAAACAGAGGAUGUUGAAUACUUUUGCUGUGAGUUUGUUUUCCGGGGGUGGGGCUAUGGAGUUGGGGUAGCCGCUGACCUGGUUUGGGGGAUACUUAGAUUCCGGAGAACAUUCAACCGGAUACGGUGGAGGCUGAGGAGGAAGGAAUGAAGAUCAAAUGUGAGUUUUCAUGCUUCGUGUGAAGGAGUAGACGCUGGGGUUUUGAGUAACGUUGUUUUGUUUGCCAAAGGGAAGAACGACGGUCAUGAGAGUUUUUAUGCCUGGGAGUGGCUACAUUUACACUCUUAUAAUCCGAGAUUGGAACGAUAUAUUUCUCCCCAGUAGGACCCCUAUAACCCGCAAAUUCGCAGGUUCUGAAGGAGUACUGAACACUAGUAUAGGUUCAAAUUUUGGGGUUCAGAGAUUGUCGAAGGGCCACCAGAGGUUAGGUAUGAGGCUGUAAUGGAGUCUGAUGCUGGGGUCGGGGAAUGGACAAGAAAGAUUGUAAGUAUCCUGGCAUUCUCCCUACGAGUACUGGCCUUCGCUCUUCGGCAUUGACUCAGGGACAAUAGCGUAAAUAUGGAUUCUGCUAUGUGAACGGCGUUCCUGUAACUCCCGAAGCUACACAAGAGCUUGUUGAGCGAAUAUCUCACAUAAAACAUACUCAUUAUGGUAACAAAAUCCCUCGCUUCGCCCUCAGAGUCUGCAGACCGGAAGAAAGGCGUAUUGACCGGUAUAUCCAUACUCAGGUGGGUUCUGGGACUUCACCUCCGACCUCUCCAAGAAAGACACAGCCUACACUUCCCUAGCUUUGGGGGUUCAUACAGACACGACCUACUUCUCAGACCCCGCCGGCCUCCAGCUCUUCCAUCUCCUCUCCCACACCGACGGCUCCGGCGGGCAAUCGAUACUAGUAGACGGUUUCCGAGCCGCCAAAAUAUUCCGCGAGGAGAACCCCACGGCAUACCGUGUUCUCUCAAACGUUCGUAUACCUUCACACAGCUCGGGGAAUCAAGACUCGAGCAUACAGCCCUAUGCGCCGUUCCCGGUGUUCAAUCACCAUCCGGUCAACGGGGAACUGAUUUUGGUUCGGUGGAAUAAUGAUGAUAGAGCUACCAUGGAUAGAUGGGACGAUCCGGCGGAUGUGGAGAGGUUUUACGAGGCCGCCAGAGCUUGGAACGAUGUGCUUAAGCGUCGGGAGAGCGAGUAUUGGGAACAGCUUGUCCCCGGGAGACCGAUCAUCCUUGAUAAUUGGAGGGUGCUGCAUGGUAGGGCUGCGUUUGACGGGAAGAGGAGGUUGUGUGGGGCGUACAUCUCUCGAGACGACUUCAUGAGCAGGUUCGUGCUGUCCAACUCCAAGAGGGAGGAUGUUCUGAAGGCUCUUUGAGCCGGGUUUCAACUGGUCGAGUGGCCUUUGGGGGUUACCUUUCAUGCUGUAUAUAGCUUCCAGCAUAUAUUAUGUAUACAUAGGGGGGAGGGGCUUUUUCUUUACGGCCAUACAACAUUCCCACCACGGGGGAGGAGCGAGCAUUGUAAAGUGUAUAGCCAUCUCGGCAGACGCGUCGCAUUAUUUUUCGUG
Molecule: messenger RNA, 2446 nt
Organism: Tuber aestivum (summer truffle)
Lineage: Eukaryota; Fungi; Ascomycota; Pezizomycetes; Pezizales; Tuberaceae
Source: the annotation of a GenBank genome assembly